Messenger RNA from Orussus abietinus, 4257 nucleotides. RefSeq names its product tetratricopeptide repeat protein 21B. NCBI's taxonomy places the organism in Eukaryota, Metazoa, Arthropoda, Insecta, Hymenoptera, Orussidae. Gene Ontology annotation, cellular component: intraciliary transport particle A. The record is from RefSeq and is a predicted model, not a curated record. The transcript is spliced from 6 exons. Gene Ontology annotation, molecular function: protein binding. Bases 97 to 4041 code for a protein of 1314 amino acids. Gene Ontology annotation, biological process: intraciliary retrograde transport; protein localization to cilium.
ACGAGAGACUCAACAUUGUUCCAAUUUAAAAAUGUCUAAUAUUCUAAAGGCAUUAAUUUAGUUCAAGUAAUAUAUUAGAAAAAAAAAAAGGGAAGAAUGGAUGAGACGGAGUACAAAGCUGUGAUAGAAUGGCACUGCAAACAGUAUUUCUACAAUGGAAUGUUAUUCCAUGCAAAGCAAGCAUGCGAUGCACAUCCUACAAGUGACCAUUUAAAGUUACUACUCGCAGUAGCAUAUGCACUCGUAGGCCAGAGUCGUGAAUCGCUGAAAGAAACGUCAUUAUUGAGCAAUCAUGGAGAAACGACUUUAGCUGCUUUAUUGAUACAAAGUUACAUCCACAGAUUAUCUCCCAGUAUAGAUCGAUCAACUUUAGCACAAAUUGACACGAGAAUAAGAGAAGAUAGAAGAAAAGCAUCAGCCUUGGCUUUAUCACUUGCCGCUACAGUGCUAUUUCUCCUGAAGAGAGUGGAAAAGGCCAAAGAUUAUAUCGACAGAGUCUUCAAAUUAAAUCCUUCGAGUCAUGACGUUUUAUUAAUCAGAGGCUGGAUCGAGCUGUACCUUUCUAAAGCAACAAAUGUUGGAAAGGUCGCAAUUAAUUGCUUCGAAUCGAUAUUGAAAGAGAACAAGAAGCAUUUAAAUGCCCUGCUUGGUUGUGCCAAGUACAAGGAACACAUAGGCGAUCAUCCAGGAGCUAUAUCGAUUUUGAACUCCAUAAUUGUACACUACCCAAAUCUGUGUCUACCGUUGACGGAAAAGAUGAUAAACCUACUAGCCAUGAAAGAUUUUGAACAAGUUCUCGAAACCACUAAUCGAAUCUUACUGAUCGAUUCUAACAACCUCGACGCACUGAAAGCAAAGGCAUUCAUCAGUGUUUGUAAAGAUGGAGACUACGGGGAAGGUCUGAAGCAAGUGCAAUUAUUUCUCAGGAAUCUUAUCCUCUCCGAACCAAGAAACGCGGAUGUACUGAUCGGUAAUGUUCAACUAUUCUCUCGAAUAAGUGGUAGAGACAUGGGGAUCUUAGGAGAGCUCUCGAGAAUAGUUGAGAAAUCUCUGCAGCAAGUUCCUCAAAACAGUGACUUAAUGGUGGAACUCGGGAAUCAGUACGUAUUCCUGGGGAAGAUCAAAGAUGCCGAACACUGGUAUCGAAGUACUGUUCGAAUAGAUGAAUCUUCAAUCGCAGCGUUAAUGGGAUUAGCACACUGUCAGCUCAUGGACACGUCUCCUGGAGCCAUCGACUUAGCACGUCAGCAGAUAGAUUUCCUCGUGGAAAUACAAUCCAACGCCUUGAGUCCGCAAAUUUUGUUAAUGUCUGCCAAAUUGUGCAACAACGAUCCAACUCAAGCAGUAACUUAUCUUGACUCGUCGACUUCAAUUUUACUAGAUGCCUGUAAAGAUAUUCAAUAUGGAUACGAAUAUGUGAACGCAUUAAAUCCAGACUUUUGUUUGGAAAUAGUGAAGGAAUACUUGGCACAUUUGCCCAACAGUACUCUGUCGGAUGGGGAGGAAAUAGUGUCGAGUGAAUCCGAGAAGAAAUUAUGUUUACUUAUUUUAGAAAAAGUUACCGAUGCAUGUCCUGGUCUAAGCGAAGCACUGUUAAUGCUGGGAAAAGUAAGAAUGCUGCAGGGAGAUUUUGAGAGUGCCUUGACUGCAUUGAGGAAAUUAUUAGACUCGGUGGAUCCUGCCAAUGCCUCCGCACAUUUGUUGAUGGCUCAGAUUUUGGCAAGACAGGGUCGAUACCAACAGGCCUCGCAGAGUUUAGAAGUAGGAUUAAGUUACAACUUUAAAGUGAGAGACAAUCCGAUUUAUCACAUGAUCGUAGGUAUGGUGGAAAAAGAGAACGGUGACAUAAACGGUUGCAUUCGUACCUUUGAAACAGCGAUGUCCUUUGCGGGGCUAAAAUUAGGAGACACGACAGUCCCUAUAACAAGAAUAUCGGCCUCAGACAAGGCGACAUUGUAUUUAGAAUUAAUAUCUGCUUAUAGUAAACUGAAAAAGUUCAAAGAAGCUUCGGCAAUAGUGGAAGACGCAAAAGCGCAUCUGGCAGGCACCGUAGAAGAAGGUAGGUUGACGAUAGGAAAUGCAGAAUUGUGUUCAGAAAUGGGAGACCUCGACAAAGCUCUACAUCUCCUGGAGAACAUUUCACCUGCCGAACCGUAUUACCUUCAAGCCCACACGAAGCUUGCGGAGCUUCAUCUGAACCAGAGAAAGGAUCGCCAUGCAUUUGCAAAAUGCUUCAGAGAAUUGGUGGAACAUUGUCCGGGCCCAAAAACAUACAGCAUGUUGGGCGAUGCUUACAUCGCCAUACAAGAGCCCGACAGAGCCAUCGAAGCUUACGAACAAUCAUUAAGAAAGAAUCCAAAUGACAAAACAUUGGCAAGGAAAAUGGGAAAAGCAUUGGUGAAGACCCACCAGUAUGCAAAAGCCAUUGCGUACUAUAAAGAAGUGGUAAAGCAGGAGAACUGCGGAGACUUGAAGUUGGACAUGGCCGAAUUGUUCAUGAAGAUGAAACAAUUUGACAAGGCAGAAGCGACGCUUGUGCAGGAGCUGCAAGAUGGGCGUGCUGCGAGCGAUCUGCAGAGUUUGGAGACGCGAGGGAAGCAUUUGCUGCUGUUAGCUAAAGUUCGAGAAAGAGCUGGAAAUAUUCAAGCAGCUCUAACGACGUUGAAGGAAGCCAAGGAAAAUCAAAUAAGGAGUAUUCAGCGAUCAGUUAUGGUACCAAGUGCCUCGGGUCAGAAACAAGUCCUGGCACAAAUCUGCUUCAGCAUGGCGGCUCACGCUUCAACGUUAAGAGACUAUGAACAGGCGAUAAUUUAUUACAAGGAAGCUUUAAACCAUAAGCCUACGGACGUGAAGGCUUUGCUAUCACUGGCGAAGUUGUACAUGCAGAUCAAUGAUUUAGAUAAGUGCACUCAGAGUUGCACGGCUCUUUUGAAUGCGGAUCCUAAUAACGAGGCGGCUUCGGUGAUGAUGGCCGAUUUGGCAUUCAGGAAGGUCGACUUCGAAACCGCUGCUUUUCAUUUCCGCCAACUCCUUCUUCGACGACCUACGUACUGGACCGCGUUAGCAAGAUUGAUAGAAGUGUCGCGAAGAACUGGUAACAUGGACGACCUGCAAGAGGCUCUAAACCGAGCAGAAGCUGCGAUGGACAGCUCGAAGCAAGAAGCCGGGUUCUUCUACUGCGCGGGUUUGUUGGAUUGGCGAACCGGGAAGCUGAAUUCCGCUCUUCGACGUUUCAAUUCUGCUCGGCGCGAUCCAGAGUGGGGCCAGCAAGCGAUCUACAACAUGAUCGAGAUUUGCUUAGACCCCGACGACGAUUCCAUCCUCUCCAACGACGCGUUCCUUGAAGAGGAUGCAGAGUACCAAGACUCGAGGACGAUGGCCCUGAAGACUGCUCAACGAUUACUGCAAGAACUAAACCCCAAAGGUAAUCCCCAUGAGAUGUUGACUCACAGACUGCUGGGUAACUUCUUCCUUCUGGUCACGAAGCAGAAAUCCAACAUUGAGAGGGCUUUGCAAGAUUGCACGGCUUUGGCUAGUCAGGAAUCCUUGAGGGACCACGUCGGUCCAGCUCUUGGAUUGGCCAUGGCUCAUUUACUUUUGAAACAAACGCCACGAGCUAGGAAUCAUCUGAAACGGGUUAGCAAGAACGUCUGGACCUUCGAGGAUGCUGAAUAUCUGGAGCGAUGUUGGCUCCUGUUGGCGGACAUUUACGUGCAAUCUAGUAAAUACGACCUGGCGAAUGAAUUGUUGAGGCGAAUUCUUCAGCACAAUGCAACCUGCGUCAGGGCCCACGAGUUGUCAGGAUUCAUUGCGGAAAGGGAUCAGAACUAUCGAGAAGCCGCGGCGCGUUAUUCUCGGGCUUGGAAAUUCGGGGGCAAGGCGAAACCGUCCAUCGGCUAUAAAUUAGCUUAUUGUUUUUGGAAAAGUAAAGCUUAUGCGGAUGCUAUCGAAGCGUGUAACGAGGUCCUGCAGCAGAGUCCGGAUUAUCCUCGAAUUAGAAAGGAAAUAUUGGAGAAGGCCAUUAAUAAUCUUCGGACCUGAAGAGGUCUAACAUCCUUUCCAUGUAUUUACGUCCGUCCAUUUAAAACUGUCCCUGUAAAGUUGUAUUUAUUUUUUAAGGCAAUAAGAUCGAAACUAGUAACGAGGUGCCAUAAUAGAAUCUGGAUCACGAUCUCUCAUUUCUGUGAUAACGAACAUUUUUUACCAUCAAGUUCAGAAUGCUCUGCGGCGAAUUACUAAAAGUCAAGAAUAUUAAUG